AUGGUAAAUAUCUCGGAGAAAAUCAACCACAUCAUAACACGUUCGAAAUUGUUAAUAUCAAAAAUGAGUAUCAGUCUUGCUGAAAGUGACCCUGAAAUUAUGGCAUUAUGCAGGGAGGAAAAAGAGCGUCAGAAACUUGGAUUGGAGUUAAUAGCUUCAGAGAAUUUCACAAGCCAAGCUGUCCUGCAAGCCUUAUCGUCUUCGUUUCACAACAAAUAUUCUGAAGGUCAAGUUGGUGCUAGAUAUUACGGUGGUACCGAAGUUGUAGACAAAAUGGAAACUUUAUGCAAGAAGCGUGCUCUCGCCCUAUUCGGUCUUGAUGAAUCUGAAUGGGGUGUUAAUGUUCAACCUUAUAGUGGAUCACCGGCUAAUUUCGCCAUAUAUACGGGGUUGGUCGGUCUUCAUGGUCGUAUUAUGGGAUUAGACUUACCAGAUGGUGGACAUCUUACUCAUGGAUAUCAAGCUGCAUCUGGUCGGAAGGUUUCUGCCACAUCGUUGUUCUUCGAGUCUGUUCCUUACAAAGUUGACCCCAAGACUGGAUGGAUAGAUUAUGAACGAUUGGAGAUUGUAGCAAGAUCUUUUCGUCCUAAAUUGAUUGUUGCAGGAACUUCAGCAUAUGCUCGUCAUUUAGAUUAUCCGAGAUUUCGACAAAUUGCAGAUUCAGUCUCAGCUGUGUUACUUGCUGAUAUGUCUCAUAUUGGUGGUCUGGUUGCUGCAGGACUUCACCCUUCUCCUUUCAAGUAUGCUGAUGUAGUGAUGACUACUACUCAUAAAACAAUUCGUGGACCGCGAGGUGCAAUGAUAUUUUAUAGAAAAAUAGCCAGAUCAAAAGAAAACGGUGUUGAAAAUGGAUGUCACACCGAUCCUGCUCCAACAGACUUUGAACGUCGUAUUAAUGAAGCAGUCUUUCCAGGUUUACAGGGUGGUCCUCACAAUAACACUAUUGCAGCUAUAGCUGUUUGUUUAAAAGAAGCUGCGUCACCUGAAUACAAGGUUUACCAAGAGCAAGUGCUCAAAAAUAUGAAACAACUUUGCAAAUCAUUAAAAGCUUACGGUUAUGAGCUUGUGACUGGAGGUAGUGAUACACACUUAUGCUUGCUGGAUCUUCGUCCAUUGAAAAUAGAUGGUGCCCGAGCUGAGAAAGUUCUAGAAUUAGUUCGUAUCGCUGCGAACAAGAACACUUGUCCUGGUGAUGUUAGUGCUUUAAGACCUGGUGGCUUACGCUUUGGAAGUGCCGCAUUAACAUCACGAAAUUUCCAUGAAGAAGAUUUCGUGAAAGUUUCAGAAUUCAUACAUGUUGCAAUUCAAAUAGCUGUUAAAGCUAAUGAACUUGCUAGCAGCAAACUAUUAAAGGAUUAUGAAGUUGUUGUUGAAACAAACGUUGAAGUACGUUCAAUGAUUGAAAAAUUGAAGCUUGAAAUUGAGGAAUUUGCUUCUAAAUAUCCUCUACCCGGACUAGAUUUUUAA
Messenger RNA from Schistosoma rodhaini, 1467 nucleotides. NCBI's taxonomy places the organism in Eukaryota, Metazoa, Platyhelminthes, Trematoda, Strigeidida, Schistosomatidae. The record is from the annotation of a GenBank genome assembly.